Oppia nitens is the source of this 1032-nucleotide messenger RNA. RefSeq names its product CLIP domain-containing serine protease B9-like. The record is from RefSeq and is a predicted model, not a curated record. NCBI's taxonomy places the organism in Eukaryota, Metazoa, Arthropoda, Arachnida, Sarcoptiformes, Oppiidae. Gene Ontology annotation, biological process: proteolysis. Bases 1 to 1032 code for a protein of 343 amino acids. Gene Ontology annotation, molecular function: serine-type endopeptidase activity. The transcript is spliced from 2 exons.
AUGAAAUUAUAUUUAACAAUAUUAUUAUUAAUUUAUACAACAAUAAUUGUUGCUGAUGAAAAAGAAACUUAUAAAUCAAUUGCAGAUUUAUUGCGACAAAUAAUUGCCGAAAACAAUGACCACAACAUCCACGACAACAACAACGACAACAACAACGACAACAACAAGUGUGGUCUCAAACAUAGCCGACGUAUUGUUGGCGGCCGACAAUCACAACCGGGCGACUGGCCAUGGAUUGCGGCCAUUAUGAUGACCACCGAUAAACGCAACCCGAGCCAUAAACCCUAUUGUGCGGGAACAUUGGUCAGCCGUAGACACAUAGUAACGGCUGCACACUGUUUGACAGUAGUCGGUAAGCGGCAGCGUUGGCCGCGGCCGCGGAUAACCGUACGUCUAGGCGCUCACCGAUUCAGGAGCGCUAACACCACAUCAACCACCCGACUACCGGCCCGCGACUACCAGAUCAAGUCCUAUGCCAUACAUCCGGCCUAUCGGUCGACCAAAUCGGGCGAUGAUAUAGCUGUCCUAACAUUGCUAACGCCAGUCAAAUAUACGUCAUAUAUUCAGCCAAUAUGUUUGCCGCCACCGCCGGCGCCGCUGACGGCACCGUCGGGUAAUCAAUCAUUACGCCAUGACUACAGUGGUCAGUCGGUUACCGUAGCCGGUUGGGGACAUACCCGACAUCGGGGUUCGGUCAACGCGUACUUGAAACAGGUAUCGCUGUCCGUAUGGAACCGUCGGCUAUGCGAACAUCGGUACACCAGUCGUGUCGAGGAUAUGUCCCGAUUGCCCGAAACGGUGAUCUGUGCCGGCAGUCGUGGCCGACACACAUGUCAGGGCGAUUCGGGCGGACCAUUGAUGGCCGCUAUGACUGCCGACGGUGGUGGUAGUGGUGGCGGCGGUCAAAAACGGUGGACACUUAUCGGUGUAGUAUCGGGUGGCGUACUUUGCGGCGAUGCCGACAUACCGGCCUUGUUUACCGAUGUCCAGUUGUACGCCAAUUGGAUUGGCAAACAAAUUUGUGCAUGCUAA